AUGACCAUUGGCUUCAACCGGCGCGUCCCAGGUUACCCUCGCUACUCGUACUUGGGCAACCCAGCGGAGGGCGAGCAUCACCUCAUCAUCAAGGGCGUUACCCUGGAGGACGACGGCGAGUACCAGUGUCAAGUAGGACCAACGGCCAACACGAAGGCCAUUUGGGCGUCCGCCAACGUCACGGUUAUGGUGUCUCCGGCCAGCAUCAGCGUCAUCGGUCGAGACGACAACUCUGUCAUUGAGGUCGUCAGCGGAAAGAUCCUGCGGCUGGAGUGUCUUGUAGCCGACGCCCGCCCGGCGGCGGCCGUGGCCUGGUACAAAGGCGGCCUCCGAAUGGAUUCAGGGUCGCACCAGGAAUUCGUCGAGCGGUCGCAAAAGCCCCGGAUGCUCAACGUCAGGAGUCGCCUGACCCUACGUCCGGAGGCUUCGAGCGAUGGAGAGGAGUACUCGUGUCAGGCCAUUCACCCAGCACUAGAGGGCUCGCCUACCAGUCUGGUCGCCUCUGUUACUCUGUCGGUUCUACAUCCGUCCAGCGCUCCAAAAAUCACCGGGUACAAAACGGGAGAGAUCCUCUUAGACGGCGAACACAGAACGCUGACUUGCCGCGUCUCGGGCGGGAACCCGCGUCCUAGGGUCACGUGGUACAGACACGGGCGCGCCCUUAUUCUCACGGCAGUUGCAGCGCCGAGCGCUACGCUGCCGGCGAUAACGACCGCACCCCCCAAGGAGGAGGGGGUGGUGUUCGUCACCCAGCAGAUCGUCGCCAUGAGACAAGAGGAUACGGCAGUCUACGAGUGUCGGGUUUAUAAUAAACUGCUCAAUUAUCCGCUCACGACCAACGUCACGUUGACUGUGCACUACCCACCAGCAAAAGUAUUCAUCAAAGGACCAAACACAGCGAGCGCAGAUAAGAUGUUCACCCUCAGCUGUCAAACUUCCCCGGCCAACCCGGCAGCCAAUAUCACCUGGUUUAUCCAAGGCGAAAGGGUGGUGAGGACGAGACUCAAGACCACGGAGGACGAGGGCGGCGGUUGGGUGACGUACUCGGAGCUGUCUCACACCCUCCAGUCUACAGAGGACGCCCACAUCAACGUGGAGUGCCAGGCGGCGAAUUCGGCAUCGGAGAAUCCCGCCACUGAAACGAAGGUCAUCAGUGUUAUCAAGCGACCUGGGUGGCCAGAGUUGACCAUUCAGGGGAAUGGCCCCGUGACUGCAGGAACCAAACUCGGGGUCAAGUGCACCUCCGAGGGGGGAAACCCUCCUCCUACAGUGAGACUGUACUUAGGAGACGAGGAGCUGGAGACGACGGUUAAACACGAAGAGACAGACACCACAGCAGAAGCUACACUCGAGGUCACAGCUGGCAACAAUGGCGAGAAGGUCACCUGUGAACUGAUCAGCCCGGCGACCAGCAGCCCAAUUAGAGUGAAUAAGGUCGUCAAUGUAUUUUUUCCUCCUUGGGAAGUCACGGUAUGGACACGCCCGAAGACCGUGGAAGCAGGCUCCGAGAUUUUCAUCAUCUGCGAGUCGUCCUCGAGUCUACCUGCCUCUGUCAUCUCUUGGUACUCUGGCGGCCUCAAACUGGAAGGAGCCAAGGUCACUCAGACUCCUGGACUCUUCAGCGGGACUGUUACCAGAUCCGAACUGGAGGUGCUGACGGUGGCAGAGGACAAUGGACGGGUCUUCACGUGCACGGCUGACAACAACCUGUCCAUCGGAGUGUCGGAAAACGUGACUCUAAGCGUCUUACACGGCGCCCUAUGGGUCAAUCCGCCUCCUGAAGUGGUGGAGGUCCACGAAGGAGAUGACCUCCUCCUGACGGCUAACGCUGUGGCUAAUCCACCUCCUGUCAGAUACAGCUGGUGGCGGGGCCCAGCAGCUGUGCAGAGCGAGGAGGCUGAAGGCGAUGAGUUGGGGAUCCUCCGGCUCACUAGGGUAGACCGCCAAUACUCAGGGAAUUACAGCGUGGUCGCUACUAGUCCUCGCGGAGACACCAACGCCACUUUUGGCAUCAACGUGCUAUACGGGCCGGAGGAGGUGGUUGCGGCCGAGAGAGUGACUGUGGACGAGGAAGGAACGAAAACGAUUCUGUGCUCGGCUCUAGGGAAUCCCACCCCUACCAUUACUUGGACCCGAGGACCCGACAACAGCAUAUAUUCCAGUUAUGACACCAAUAGCAGUUCCGGAGUAUAUUUAGCCACUGGAGUGGGAGAAGCCCGGCUUGUCAUGGAGUGGGCUUCCAGAGCCGACACUGGAAAAUACCACUGCCACGCCACCAAUACUGUAUCUACGUCACCGCCUAUAACUACAGUGGUUGUGGUUACGCAACCACCCGAGCCAUCCAUUAACACGCAAGCGAUGACUAACCCGUGGGCGCUCAUGGGGGGAAUUGGGCGUCUGGACUGCCGAGUGAGGGCUGCCCCAGCCCCGACCUUCACUUGGUCAAUCAACGACGAGAGCCAAGUGCUUUAUAAUGGGAACAAGUAUUCCAUCAGCGUGCCCGAGCUGAUUGACGACGUGAUAGAGUGGUCCUCCGAAUUAGAGAUCAAAGACGUCAACGUUCGGGAUUACGGACUCUACAUCUGCACGGCCCACAAUUCGCAAGGAUCCUGCACAACCAACUUCACCUUAACACCGCCACCGCCCCCAAGAGCCCCGUUGAAUUUCACGACUGUGGUUGUGAGGUCGAACAGCGUCGUCUUCUCUUGGCAACAGGACACCUCGGGGGCCCCACCGAGAGGUCACCAGAUACGAUUUCAGGCCAGCGGAGCCAAAAAUUUCCAGUACGUGGAUAUACCCGGAAGUAACACCACGAAUGUGACGAUCACCGGACUAACGCCCGGAACCGACUACGCCUUCACGAUCCAGGCAUACAGCGACCAAGGGGAAUCCCAUUACGUAGCUCCGAUGGUAAUAGUGAAUACAAUGGUGGACGUGGUCGGGGAAGUUGCCAGCAGCGCCGUGGACGGGAGCCUGAGUCGAAUGCCGAGGCUGGCGCUUCUGCUCAUUUCGCUCACUGGAACGGCGCUCCUGGUGCUCAACGUGUCCAUCAUCGUCUGCUUCCUGAGGAGACGCUCCGCCAGGAGAAACCUGCGAGUCUCCACCAGCAAGACGACCACCCUGGAAGUGUCAACACCCAGCUUGGGGGAGCAACUCGACCUUACCCCGGCUAGCGACGCCCCUCCACCUGAUUAUCAGCAGGCCAUGUGCCACUCCAGCUCCUUGGAGUGCGAAGAAACGAGCUUCACCAACGACCAGUACAGCGCCGGAACGUCUCGUUCAACGCCCCCCCUGCCUCGCACGAGCCCCAAAUCUACGAAGAACAGCCCCCUGCUGAACGGGGGCGUCAGGUUAGAGAGCCAGACGACCAUCGUUCCAGACGACGAAAUCCUACCGCCCGAUCCGAUGGCGGCUAUGGCUUCGAGCACCCCGAAGAAGCAGCAGCAAUUCGACGUCGUUUACAAAAGCCACCCGAACAUUCCCGACGUCUGUCCCGUCAGUUCCAGCAGCGUCUACGACGACCUGGACGACGACGACGACGACGAGCCGCAGGACGACUUUCCAGGGUACCUGGACGACGACGACCCGUCGCAGCCGCUCUUCCACCGCACGGAACUGUGCACCAUCCUGGAAGACGACGCCAUCGACUCUCCCGAGCAACAGGUCCUGCGGGGUGACCUCCAGCGGCAGUCGUCCUUCCGCUCGUCCCCGACGCCGUACCAUUCCAUACCCACCCACCCGGAGCGAUACAGCCCCGUCCCUGCCUCUGCUCAACCGCAACCCUGCUGCCAACAACCCGCUCCCUCUCACCCUCCCUCUUCCCACCCUGCUUCUGCUCCGUCUUCAGCGGCCCCCUCGCCUUCCACCGUUCAGCACAAGCCCGGUGCCCCCCACCCUCAGGUGAUCUUCCACGGCCAGCCACACCUCCAGCAGCACAUGGAGAUCCAGCAGCAGAUGCAACAGCAGCAGCAGCAGCAGCAGCAACAGCAACAGCAGCACUACCAGCAAGAACACCAUCAUCAUCACCAUCACCACCACCCACACCAUCACCAUCACGAGAUGACGCAUCGUCAACACGCCGCUGGUUUCCAUCAUCAUCCGCAACAUCCACUCCAGCAUCCAAUUCACGCGUGCUGUCAGCAGAUGGGCAUCCCCCCCACCACCACCCCCACCCCCACCCCCACGCCCAGUACCCUCAAGUGCCAACUGCAGCAUCUUACCCUUUCCCCGACAACACGGGCCGUUUCGCGUCGCCUCAGCAGUUCUUCGGGGAAGCUCGACCGCCUUUAGCUCCGGGUGGACGUUGGUCUCCACAUCCCUCCAACUACCACCCUGGAGAUAUCAGCGACUCAUAACCUUAAAUCAUUGUAUAAAAGAGGUAAAUAAUUACUUUAAGGUAAACUUGGUAACAAAUAUCGAAGAAUAUCGUAUUCGUGGGAGGGUGUUAUUAAACUUUCUUAAAAGUAUUCCAAGUCCCUUAGUCUGAACGUUUACUUUGCAGUGCUACCAAUCUCUUCUUAAUCCCAAGGUUCAAGAUCUCACAACAGGGCACAUUUUCGUUCAAUCUGGCGAAGUUGUUUAACUUUCUGACUUCAAGGGUCAGACGCCACUGGUGAAAUUACAACAUGAUGUCGACAUUCUUCCUCAAUUUCAGAAUAAUUUCUUACAGGAUUAUUCGCUGAUUUACUGUUCUCAUUGUAGGGACCAUAAUAUGACAGAGACUUAAAACAUACCACACACACACAAACAUACAAACACACUCAUAUAUAUGUAUAUACAUCUGCUUAGCUAUAUAUGUAUAUAUAUACACAUGUAUAUAUAUAUAUAUAUAUAUAUAUAUAUAUAUAUAUAUAUAUAUAUACUGGAUUAAUGUACCUUAAAUUCACACUAUAAAAUAUAGAUAGACAGUUAUAGUAGUAUAUUGAUAGAUAUGAUAAUCUCCAUCUUUCCUCCUGCAUGCGUUUGGACAUGUACUAGAUAGAAAUAGAGAUAGAGAGUUAGACAGAUAAAUAAAGAGAGAUAGAUAGAUAGCUAGAUAGUGAAAAUAACUGUUCUAAUUCUGUUCGCCCUUCAUAGUAUUAAUUUAUUUCAAAUACUUUUAAUCCCUCUUUGCCCUAUUAAACAAAUCAUUAUGUUUUUUUGUAAACAGCAGUAAACUAGCAAUUAGAUCUCACAUGUGGCAUCGACUUGAAUAUGUCAGCAAGUACAUGCGUGCAAAUAAGGAGAUUGAAUUCUGUUAGACCUUAAUUUACAGUGAAUAAGAUAAAAUGUUUAAGGCAGAAAUAUCAGUACCCAAACACAGACUUACACGAUAGAUAGAUAGAUAGAUAAUAGACGAAUAGAUAGAUAGAUUUAUAGAUAGAUAGUAUGAAACAUAGACAGAUUGAUAGAUAGAUAUAUUUAUAGAUAGAUAGUUUGAUAUAUAGACAGAAUGAUAGAUAGAUAGAUUCUGCAUAUUCGAGGUCGCAUGUACUUGAAAACAUGUUUGUGCAAUUACAGUGAAUAAACAACAAAUAGGUUUGAAUAUUUGUUUUUGAAAUAAAUACAAUGGAAUGUAUUUCCACUAUACUGGGUGUACCUAACAGUUACCCUAUCGCCAUCAGUAUCUUUUUAUCAUAAAUAUUGUUGAAAUAUUUUUGUGUGGAUUUUAGUUUAUACGUUAAAACAUACAUACAUACAUACAUACAUACAUACAUACAUACAUACAUAUAAAAAAGAUUAUUGUACAAAUGCUUGGGGUUGCAAAUAUACUAUCAAAAUCCUACCUAUUUAAGCAAGAAUACGUAAUGCAAGAGGUUAAUUGUAAGUCUACGUCAUAAUUUUAUUUUCAAAUUUACAAUUCUACGUCAAUUUAGAAAUCGGAUUUAAUUGUGCGCAUAUUUCUUGCUUUCCGUAUGGGCAGGCCUUUUCCUGAAAGCACAAAGUAAACGUGUCUAUAUUAUGUAUGAGAACAU
Molecule: messenger RNA, 5954 nt
Organism: Macrobrachium nipponense
Lineage: Eukaryota; Metazoa; Arthropoda; Malacostraca; Decapoda; Palaemonidae
Product: nephrin-like
Exons: 23
Coding region: 1-4290 (1429 amino acids)
Biological process (GO): cell-cell adhesion
Cellular component (GO): cell-cell junction; plasma membrane
Molecular function (GO): cell adhesion molecule binding
Source: RefSeq, a predicted model, not a curated record